AUUAUUACAAAGUCUCAGUUAAUGCUUCACUAAACAUCAUUUUCGAGGUGCCUGUAUAAAUAAAUGCUAAGGCAGAUCAUGAUUAGUCUGUAGUAAGCAAUAACUAAGACUUUGCUAAUAUGGCGCCUAUAAUAUUAUUAUUGAUGAUUUGUGUUAUGAUUGCAUUUAGUGCGAAAGUCCACGUAAAGGAUAAUGCGGCAACAUUUUGGGAUCAAGCGCCACCAGGAUUUCUCUUACAAAAUUUGGAUGCUUUCAUAUAUGAAACUCAUCAAAUCGGUCAAACAUUAUCUCCGAAAUUGAAAGAGCCUGAAAAAGUGAUUAAACAACAAGAACGUUCUUCAAGAUCAGAGCCAGCAUUGCAAAGAAGAAAUGAUCAUAUCGAUAGUGACGAGCAGGAUAGCAAAACAGCUGAAACGAAGUCGGUUCCUUACGAUUACGAUCGAGCUUAUGAUGAGUUUGUGAAAAAAUAUUUUGACGACUCCAUGUCCAGAGCUGCCUCGCUCGAGUCUGAGCAUGAUUAUACGAAACCAUUAAGUGCCGAAGAAGACUUAACGUCGGCCGAACAAGAGCCUUUAACUGAUGCCAGUCGAAAGCAUUCAAGAACCGAAACAUGUAAGAACAUUACGAAACAUCGUCAAAAAUGUUUAAUUUGCAAAAAUCCACGAAAUGGCGAAACAUCGGAAAGUUGUUCUUAUAAUCGUGAAAGCUCUCCUCAGAGUUACGCCUAUGAAAAUAAAAAGAAUUAUCGUAAAUAUCGUAUAAAACCAAAAUUUGAAGAAAACAGCAGAGAAGACGAAUACGAUGGUAAAAAAUCCGCCUCAAAUAAAACAUUAGUGAAAACACCUUUCACCUACAAAUGCACAAUGAAGUCUUCGAACCGUAAGGUCUGCUAUCUCUGCGAAAAUCGCGAGGGCGAAAAGUUAUAUAAAUGUUAUGCUCAGACUAAGUCACCAAAAAUUGAUAAUCACAACAAUGGUAAACAUGGUCAGAAAUAUCAUAAACGUAUACACAAACGUACCGUUACAUAUAGUUUGCAAAAUACUCCACAAGAUAAGGAGCAAACAUCGCGAAAAUAUGAAAGUGGUUAUAACAAUCGUUCGGGUUUCCUGCUAAAUCAAUGA
Molecule: messenger RNA, 1121 nt
Organism: Glossina fuscipes
Lineage: Eukaryota; Metazoa; Arthropoda; Insecta; Diptera; Glossinidae
Exons: 1
Coding region: 120-1121 (333 amino acids)
Source: RefSeq, a predicted model, not a curated record